Debaryomyces fabryi is the source of this 351-nucleotide messenger RNA. It is a transcript of the gene YKE2, whose product is annotated as tubulin-binding prefolding complex subunit. Bases 1 to 351 code for a protein of 116 amino acids. Gene Ontology annotation, biological process: protein folding; chaperone-mediated protein complex assembly. The record is from RefSeq and is a predicted model, not a curated record. NCBI's taxonomy places the organism in Eukaryota, Fungi, Ascomycota, Pichiomycetes, Serinales, Debaryomycetaceae. Gene Ontology annotation, cellular component: prefoldin complex; cytoplasm. The transcript has a single exon. Gene Ontology annotation, molecular function: protein-folding chaperone binding.
AUGGCGGACACUAAACAAGACUUUGAAAAGAUCUCCUUGGAGUUCAGCAAUGCUCAAAGAAAUCUCAAUGAGUUGAUGACAGCUCGUUCCACAUUAGAAACACAAUACCAGGAAAACAAAAUUGUUUUAAGUGAAUUCGACCAUUUAAAUGAAGAUUCCAAAAUUUACAAGCUAACGGGCCCUAUAUUAAUGCCACAAGAUUACAGUGAAGCUAAAUUGAAUGUUAACAAAAGAAUUGAAUUUAUUGAAGGCGAAAUCAAAAGAGUAGAGACUAAAAUCGGAGAUGAAGAAAAGAAGAUUGAAGCUUACAGAGAAAAAUUGAUAGCUAUUAGAACCAAAAUGAAUUCGUAA